AUGAAGUUUUCUCUGAAGCUCCCCGAUAAUCAAGACCACAAGAACCCAAUCGUAAAGGGGAAACUCCCCAUCACCAUGUUCAAUCAACCCUUUACUUCCUCUUUCACUUCCGCCAUUAGCUCCUCCUCCUCCUCCGACCUUUCAUUUUCCCUUUCCACCAAUUUCCUCUCCGGCCCUUGUUUGAAGCUCACUUACUCUCCCAUGGCGGCUUCUCCAUCCGCCGCCACCGCUUCGACUGGUCCUUUUACUCUCUCUCUCAAGUCUGGGCUUGGCCUUUUUGGCUCCCCGGACGACUCGCCUCUUGUGUUUUCCUCUCAAUUUUCCCUCUCCCUCGCGAAACCCUUUGUUCCCUCUUUCUCUCUCCUCCUCAAGCCCCAAUUCGGCAAUUUCUGCCUCAGGAAGAGCACCGUUUCGAGCCCUAACGAUCAAUUCUCUGCGUUUCAGCCCAGCGAUGGGGUUCGGUUGGAUCCUGGGUCUGCUUCGGAUCCGAAAUUUGGGAGUGGGUUUGCGGUGGAUGAGUCGAUGGGAUGGCAGGAGCUGAAAUUGGAGACUAGUAGCGGCCAUGGUUCUCAGGAGGAGUUUGGAGUUCAGUCUAGUGGAGGAAUUUUUCAGAGACAUUUGGAUGAGACGAAAAGCAUAAGAGAUGGUGUUUUCUCCGGGGUGGCUGUAAUGGCAAGGACAGCCAUUCCUGUGACCAGGCGGGUGGCUGUGAAUUUCCGGUGGGGGAUGAACUUCCCGACGAAUCCGGUGACGAAAAUGCCAUUUCUGACUGUGAAUAAGAUUUCUGUUGAGAGAGUGGAGGAGGAGAAGGAGGAGAAGAAGAAGACAGCGGAGGAGGGGGGAGAUGUGGAGUUGUUGAAGGGCAUGUUGUUUUGGAUGAAAAAGGAUGUGGAAACUUUGGAAAAAGAAAACAGAGAGAUGAAGCAAAUUUUAGAGGAGAUGAAACUUGGAAGUAUGGGAAAUGGGGCUGCACCAUCUUCUGGUUUGAAUUAUGGUGAUGAGUUGGAGCCAUGGAGGAGGAGCAACAGGAGUGGCUGGGAAGAAAGCAAGUCCAAGAACAAAAGGAAUGGUGGACAAGAAAAUGAUUGGAGGAAGAAGAAGAGUACUGAAGAAGAGAAUGAGGGUAAGAACAACAGGAGAGGGGGAGAAAAGAAUGGAUCGAAAGGGCAUAGUUCCACAAACCGAGCGAAUGAAGUUGAAUCGGAGUUGGAGAGAGCCAUCAAGGCUGCUUCCCAAGUCAAGGCUUGA
Momordica charantia (bitter melon) is the source of this 1248-nucleotide messenger RNA. RefSeq lists its product as uncharacterized. The record is from RefSeq and is a predicted model, not a curated record. NCBI's taxonomy places the organism in Eukaryota, Viridiplantae, Streptophyta, Magnoliopsida, Cucurbitales, Cucurbitaceae.